AUGUCGAGUCUAAAGAAACGGUUCGAAGACGGAGAGUUCGAGCAUUUUAUCCUUGUUGAAGAUUCGGGCUAUCCAAAUACCACCUUUCUUGCAACACCAUUUCUUAAUGUCACAAACGCAGUAGAAAACUUGUAUAACGAAUCACAAAUUCGCACUCGCAAUUGUGUCGAACGUUCAUAUGGCGUUUGGAAAAGGCGGUUUCCAGUUUUAGCAACUGGAUUGAGGUGUAGGCUUGACACUGUUCAAUCAGUAAUAGUGGCUUGUGCCGUUCUCCAUAACAUUGCCAUCGACCAAAACGAAUCGCAACCGCCACCGGAGAUGUAUGAUUUUGCUAAUAUACUGGCCGCUACAGAUGUUCCUUCAGAUACGCUUUUGGGAUCAGCUUCCGCAACUACUCAUAACGUUCGCGCUCGAUUGAUGCGUUCAUAUUUUCAGCCAAUGUUAGAUAGCUAA
Molecule: messenger RNA, 453 nt
Organism: Eupeodes corollae
Lineage: Eukaryota; Metazoa; Arthropoda; Insecta; Diptera; Syrphidae
Product: putative nuclease HARBI1
Exons: 1
Coding region: 1-453 (150 amino acids)
Source: RefSeq, a predicted model, not a curated record